AUGACUCCACUGAUACGCUCCUUGUAUUCACGCUCCUGGCGACCACAUUCGCUGCGGUUGAUAUGGGUGCCUCGUCUUGUGCGUGCACGCUGCCUGGCCACGACUUCUACGACAGACGACUCCACGACUGUGUCUCCCACGGCAGAUGAUUCCAAACCCUACUAUGUCACCACUCCCAUCUUCUACGUCAAUGCCGCCCCUCAUGCCGGUCACCUAUAUACAAUGGUCCUCGCCGAUGUUCUGAAGAGAUGGCAGGUGCUAAAGGGAAAGAAGGCUGUCCUGUUGACCGGUACCGACGAGCACGGCAUGAAGAUCCAGCAAGCCUCAGCAAAAGCCGGAAGUGACCCGAAACCCUUCUGUGAUAAGGGUGCCGACAUCUUUAAGAAUCUGGCUGCGAGAGCCGAACUCAGCAACGAACACUUUAUCCGGACCACCGACCCUUCACACAAAGAAGCUGUCGAGUACGCCUGGCAUCUGUUGAAUGAGAGGGGCUACAUCUAUCAAUCCAAGCACGAAGGCUGGUACUCGGUCAGCGAUGAGACUUUCUAUCCCGAAUCUCAAGUCCAUCUCGUGUUGGACCCACCUACCGGAAGGAAGGUCAUGGCCUCCAUCGAGACUGGAAAGGAAGUCGAAUGGACAUCCGAGAUCAACUACCAUUUCAAACUCUCCGCCUUCCGUGACAAGCUUCUGAGAUACUAUGCCGAGAACCCAGAAUGGAUCAGCCCCGAGGCCAAGAUGAAAGAGGUUGUGUCUGCUGUUACUGCUGGUCUCGAGGACCUGUCCAUUUCACGCCCGUCCACAAGGCUGACAUGGGGCAUCCGUGUGCCUACUGAUCCCACGCAGACCAUCUAUGUCUGGUUGGAUGCUUUGAUCAACUAUGUUACGGCGGCUGGCUAUCCUUGGGCUCCAGGUUCGGAACACGCUGGCGGCUGGCCCGCUGAUGUGCAGAUCAUUGGCAAAGACAUUCUCCGUUUCCACUGCAUCUACUGGCCUGCCUUCCUCAUGGCUCUUGAUCUUCCUCUACCAAAGCGUUUCCUCACGCACGCUCAUUGGACGCUGGGCAAGCANAAAAUGGCUAAGAGUACUGGAAAUGUUGUGAACCCCUUCUUUGCCCUCGAUCGCUUUGGCACCGACACAAUGCGCUAUUACAUGAUCCACGAUGGUGGCAUCGACAAUGACGCAGACUACGACAACAUUUACAUUAUUGAGCGUUACAAGAAGGGUCUUCAAGGAGGUCUGGGAAACCUGGUUUCCAGAAUCACACGCGGAAAAGGUUGGGACGUCAGACGUGCUGUCAGAAGAUUUGCCGGCGACAAAUACGCUUCACGCGCUCGGCAACAUCACGAUAGUGAACCCAAGUUUGUCGAUUUCGAAUCGUCACUCAAGAAACUGCCAGAACUUGUCAACAAGCGCAUGGAAGCUCUGCGACCCAAUCUUGCCCUCAAGGAUCUGAUGAACCACAUCUACAUGACAAACGCCUUCUUGCAAUCACACGCUCCGUGGGAUAUCGCUGCUAGGCUUAAGAAAGGAGAGCCGACCCCUGANGCAGAUUCCUCAGGUUUCGAAAAAAUCGAGACCGCUUGGAAGAUUGAGGCCGAGCGUAGAAUGGACUAUAUCAUCUUCUUGAGCACGGAGACAUUGCGUCUCGCUGGGAUUAUGCUGCAGCCGGUCAUGCCUGCAAAGGCUAAGCAGUUGCUUGAUAUGCUUGGUGUAGCAGAUGAUAGAAGAAGCUUUGCAGAUGCGCAGUUGGGUGCAGAUGAGGAUUAUGGCGAGUCUCGAGUGCCGGUAGGCAAAGGACAAGCCGGCGUACUGUUUGCACCUCUACUGAGCGAUUCGUAG
Molecule: messenger RNA, 1839 nt
Organism: Aureobasidium vineae
Lineage: Eukaryota; Fungi; Ascomycota; Dothideomycetes; Dothideales; Saccotheciaceae
Source: the annotation of a GenBank genome assembly